Anas platyrhynchos (mallard) is the source of this 13354-nucleotide messenger RNA. It is a transcript of the gene DCX, whose product is annotated as doublecortin. Lineage: Eukaryota; Metazoa; Chordata; Aves; Anseriformes; Anatidae. The record is from RefSeq and is a predicted model, not a curated record. Gene Ontology annotation, molecular function: microtubule binding. Gene Ontology annotation, cellular component: axoneme; neuron projection. Gene Ontology annotation, biological process: photoreceptor cell development; axoneme assembly; retina development in camera-type eye.
AAUAGCUAUACCAGAAUGAGUUAUUGCCUGCUUCAUUUCUGAAGGAUGUGUUUUCUGCUAGCAAAGACCUCUUUCAUUAAGGUUCCUCUGAAUCCACUCCAGAACUCCCUGGCUGAGGUGUGGAGCAGCUCGGUUUCUCAUGAAGAUACAGAGAAGACUGCAAGCAGCUGAAUGAUGAGAGAGUAAAACCCACCGAGGCAAAGUUAGCAUGAAGGGAUCGAACAAGGCACUAGGACCUAGGAGGCGUCUCAUCCACCCUGGCAGGAAUUUCUUGCUUGGAGCUCAGACAACAAAGGCAGAGUGAGCCUGGUUUUCUUUCUCUCAGCAUCUCCACCCUGUGCGCUGAAAACCGCUUCAGAUCUUUAGGGUUCACCAAACUAUGGAACUUGAUUUUGGACACUUUGACGAAAGAGACAAGGCGUCCAGAAACAUGCGAGGCUCACGGAUGAACGGGUUGCCCAGCCCCACUCACAGCGCUCACUGUAGCUUCUACAGAACCAGGACCUUACAGGCGCUGAGCAACGAGAAGAAAGCCAAGAAGGUGCGUUUCUAUCGCAACGGGGACCGCUACUUCAAGGGGAUUGUAUACGCCGUGUCCUCCGACCGCUUCCGAAGUUUUGAUGCUCUCCUGGCUGACCUGACCCGCUCCCUGUCUGACAACAUCAACCUGCCCCAGGGAGUCCGCUACAUUUACACCAUCGAUGGGGCGCGGAAGAUCGGGAGCAUGGAUGAGCUGGAGGAAGGUGAAAGUUAUGUCUGCUCAUCUGACAACUUCUUCAAGAAGGUGGAAUACACCAAGAAUGUCAAUCCGAACUGGUCUGUCAACGUGAAGACGUCUGCCAACCAGAAAGCACCUCAGUCUCUGGCCAGCAGCAACAGUGCCCAGGCAAAGGAGAACAAAGAUUUUGUGCGGCCCAAGCUGGUAACCAUCAUCCGUAGCGGGGUGAAGCCCCGGAAAGCAGUCCGUGUGCUCUUGAACAAGAAGACUGCCCAUUCGUUUGAGCAAGUUCUCACUGAUAUCACUGAAGCUAUCAAGCUGGAGACAGGAGUGGUCAAAAAGCUGUAUACUCUGGACGGGAAACAGGUGACCUGUCUCCACGAUUUCUUUGGGGAUGAUGAUGUGUUUAUCGCCUGUGGUCCAGAAAAAUUCCGCUAUGCACAGGAUGACUUUUCUCUGGAUGAAAGCGAGUGCCGGGUGAUGAAAGGGAGCCCGGCGACCGCCACAGGCAGUAAGUCAUCUCCUACCCCUCAGAAGAGCUCAGCAAAGAGUCCAGCUCCUAUGCGCCGCAGCAAGUCUCCAGCUGAUUCAGGUAACCAUCAAGAUGCAAAUGGGACCUCAAGCAGUCAGUUGUCUACACCCAAAUCCAAGCAGUCCCCGAUCUCCACACCUACCAGCCCAGGGAGCCUCCGUAAGCACAAGGUAGACUUGUAUCUGCCUCUGUCUUUGGAUGACUCUGAUUCCCUUGGAGAUUCCAUGUAAAGCGACACGAAGAUAAUUGUCCAUAUUGCGAGCUAUGUUUAAGAUACAGUAGAGUACUUCUGCCAAAAUAAGCAGAUAGGUGACUGGUGCUUUCAAAUCAGACAAAGGACACACAGUUAUAUGUCAUUUUUUUUCUGUGAUUUAUCCUCUGUGCCACAAACCAACACUUGCCAGUCUAUAGAGAUAGAGGGAUACCAUUCUUCUAAUAGGGAUGCAAAAUGGAUAUUGCCAGCAAUUUUGGGCCAGUAUGCCAACGAUCCUGUGUAUUUCCCAUUUUAUUCUAUUAUUUCUUCUGCUGCUGCAAAUAUGUAAUUUUCCUAAUGAUAGUAAAGUAGCUCCCCCUGGUAUGGGGCAAAUCAAUUUUUUGCUGACCAAUUUGAAAGCUCAAGUAAAGCACAUUCUAUUCUUUACCUGUCCAAACUGCCAACAUUUGCUUGCUCACCUGCUCCUCAUUUGCAGCUCUGAUUUUAGAACCUGCAUACUAACUAGUACUGUUUUUAUUGUUACAGGGCAGGAAGGGAAAUGACUUAUUAGUUUGAUGCUUAAUAUGCCAGCAGAAGCUUGGACGAGUUUAGGAAUGAUUGCAUGAGACGCUAAGUAAGGUUAGUGCAAGAGUGAUUCUUCAGAUAUUGAAAUACUGGGAUUUGUUAAAUGAUUAAUCAAAAAAAUAAAAAUAAAAACCAAAACAAAACAGUUUCUGGAGCUGAAGAGCUUUCACAUAUGGUCCAAAGACACUAUUAGCUGGUAACAAAUUUUUAUAAUUACCCUAUGGUAUCUCUCUAUCUCUGUUUAUAACAGUAAUGCCUUUUGAACAGCCAACACUGAAAACACUGUGAAAAUUUGUUUUCAGGUCUGACAUCCUAUAGGUCGCUUUUUAUAGCAAAAAAAAUCAAUACACUUUUUAUAAAGGAAAACCUUGUAUCUGUGUUUUGGGAGUAAGGAUUCAAGCUCCUUCUUUUUUAUAAAAGCUGGUAAUUUUGUUUUGUUUAAAAAAACACAUUCAGAAAAAUGUACAAAAAAAACCCAACCAACAACUGCAGAACAGUAAUAACAACAAAUCAGUUUAGAAAACUUGUCAUCACUGCCAAAACAGACACUUGUAGGGGAAAAAAAGUUAAUUCAAAAUAUUGAAUGUUUUGAUAGUUUUUGUAAUGUUUAAGACUACGUAUUUGGUUUUUUACACUUCAGUAUUCAUAACUAUGGCCAGAUUCUCUACUUAUAUAACAAAUAGAACUUUGUGGUGUUCAAAAACACGUAUUUUAAGAAACUCUUCUAUCUGAUAAAAGCAAACUUAUUGUAUUUAGAGAAACUUUCGCUUUUAUUAAUCAGUAAUGACUCCUACAGAAUGCAAAGUUCAUCUAUUCACGCAGGGCUGGUGGUUUUUACUACGCCGAAGCUUUGUCAUAGGCUAGCUGGCAUUGCCUCUCUUUCUCAUGGAAUAAGCUUUCGAUAAAACUGAUUAUUACAGAACUUUACUUAAAUGAAGUCCGUGCAAUCAAAUCUUUCUUUGUUGCUCUAUUUGCCUUUGUUUCAAUGUAUACACCUGCUCCUUAUUCUCUUGCAACCCCUUGUGAUUAGAAUGAAUUAUAAUGUUGUGAUGUUUGAUGCUAUAUGAAUGCUGGGUUGUUCCCAAAGCCACUCCACAUUUUGUUUGCUUGCACUGCUGGUAUGAAACAAUCUGUGCAGGCUGUGUCUUUAUAUGUGAUGUUACAUAUAAGGCAACUUAAAAAAGAUGCAUCUGAGAGAGGACAGAAUCGGGAAUUACCACGGGGUAAGAGUUAUGCACCAAAUUUGCACCCUGUAGUUUUAGUGCAUGAUCAUUUACACACAGAGUUUUGCACAAGAAAUCGUUGGUGCCCACAAAUAACUUCAUUGAAUUGAGUAAUUUGCUGACUAUGCGACUGCUAAAUGAACAUUUCACCUGUUGUAUAUAGCAUUCUGGUUUCAGUUCAAAAGGCUAGAAGCUCAUGUUGAAGCUCUGGAGUGUGUGGGGGAAAGGAUGGUAUUGUGGACCAAGCUUAGGUGCAGUAGUCAGGACGCCUUCAUUCGAACUUUGGCACUCCUAGAUUUAGUGUCUGGACAGGGGCAGGUCUCUUAGUAACUCUGUGCCUCAAUAGGUCUCUCCGUCCCUACGGGGAUAAUACUGCUCUACCUCACUGGGGGUUGUGAGUCCAAAUGUUGGUUAACAUUUGUCAAGUGCUUUCAGAUCCUCUAACAGAAGGUGCUCAACUGUUUUGGGUGCAGAUUUGGUUAUGGGUGCUAAUUUUUGGCUGUUUAAUCUGCUAGGUGCUACUGUAGACACCAGUCUUGAGAAAAUAUGGCUUUUAAAGUACCAGGAUAUCAAAGGCCAAGGUUAUGCCAACAAUAUUAUUCAUUAGAGCUUUUGUCUUAACAAAAGCUUUAGUGAGACAAAUAAUUUAACAUGCUUUUACCCUCGCCUCUGUUCUGCUGAUGGUAAUCUGAAUCUCUCCCCAGUUUCUGCCCUUCCAGGGACCCUGACUAGUAGUCAUGACUCUGCCUGUUAAGAGAUGAUGGACUGGGACUCCAGUCGGAGGUGUCACUUAGUGACACAGGCUGUUCCCUUCACAGCCAGGGACAGCAUGUCCUGCCACCUUCCUGUGAGCCCUCCCUAACCCAGGAGACCAGCCAUGAAAUUAGAUUUAGGUUCUCUUACUAUUCAGUAUAGGACACUCACCACAGGUCCACCAAGAAAACCUAAAUCUUUGAUAUCCAAAAGCAGACUGAAGUGCUAGAGUUGAUGGUGGUAUGAAAAGAGUCCAAAAUGUGCUUUCAUCCAAAAUCCAUGAGUUCAGUUUGUAUACAUGUGAGAUAAAGCAGGAUGCCAAAGGGCGAAUGAACCUUUGGAUGGAAAGAUGGUUGUUGAGAGGUGGUUCCUUUUCUUCCUGCCACAAGUAGUGUUUGGUUAUUUAAAGAUGCUCUUCCUUGUAGAGCAUGCUAAAGAAUGUUAGGUCUUCCUGAGGUGUACCUAGUGACGUAUCUACAACCUGAUCCUGCGAGUGCUGCCUUGGGAGUAGAGUUUUGUUUGCACAGGUAUCAUCCUGGGGCGUGGCUGAGCCCAGUAAUUCCUUCAGGGGACUAGCAUGGGAACUUGAAAAGGCCUAAAAGAAGAAGAAGAAAAAAGAAUCUUCAGUGGGAGAAAUAGCCAUUCAAACCAGCAAAAGCCACAAAGAAAACAGGGUAUGAGGUCAAACUCCCCAGUUUUAAAAAGCAAUUUUCUAGGUAGAAAUGCCUGGGCAGUAGAAGUCAGUGAGCAUUUCAGCUGUAACAUAGAGUUAAGUCUGUAUUAAUGCCAAUAUUGCAUGAGUUCUUGUACAGAAAUGCAUGUGGAAUGUAGAGUACAUUCACCACUAGGUAUCUUUGGCUUUGUAGGAUCCCUAAGAUAGAUUUGAAUACAAAGAGAAACAAUGCACAGGCAUCAUACCUUAGUCAUUUAAAUAUAGGUAUAGCCCUGAUUCAGGAAAGAAGUUAAAGACAUGCUUAAAUUUUAGUACAUGCUUUACUCCUCUUAGUUUUUCACGAGAUGUAAGCUUGGGUUUGGUCAGAAGGCUUUCCUGAACUGGAAUGAAUUAGGAAUUAGUUUCAAUAUAUUAUAAUAAUUCCAGACCUUAUGAGAGAUCCUGGAGCACGUGAUAGUAAUUCCACCGUAUACUCCAGAGUUUACUUUUUUAUAUUUUUUUUUUCUACUUUUACAAGCACAUAAAACACCACAGGAUAUGAGGAUUUGCCAUAUUAAUUCUGCUAUAAAAACCCUGUUUAAUUUCCCUCAUGAGGCUGCCUUUAGUGUUUUCAGAGAUUAAUUGAAUCACUAAGACUAUAUUGUUUUAAAACAAUACAGUAUUUAAAAACAAACUGGAGAGACUCUUAAAGUGGUAUGGAGCUUUGUUUCUUUGAAAUUUACCUUUAUUUAUUCAAUAUCCAGUAUAUUCUAACAGAUUUGCAUACAAAACAGUAAAAACACCUAUUUCAGACACAUAAUCAUUAAGAGGGAAUUAAAGCAAUGCUCCAAGCACUGAGAGACUGAUGUAUUUCACAUUCAUACCUUCAGUGAUGGUCUUGACUGGAGAACAUGAGGACAAUGCAGCAAAAUUCUUGAGCGUUAGGAUUUUUGUCACUUGUAAAACAUUUAUAUUCUGAAAUUUCUGAGUUGAAGUCCCCUCUGAGUUAAUUCAGUUCUACCAGCUAGAUAGCCAACCCAGUCUCCAUUCCUUGACAUAAUUUUGAAAGAGUUUGGUAAUGGAAUUCUACCUUGGACCGCUCUGCAAAGGGAGGUGGAAAUAGCUUUUGCUUACCAUUGUCUGUGUUUCCAGUAUCUGCACACAAUUUACAGUCUUGUCAGAAUGUGGAAACACUUAACUCUGUUAUUUUCAUAGGCAACAGAAAAAUAAUUCUACUUAGAAAAGAACUUCCACAUCUCCCUUUCUCAUUUAGCUAACACAAAUAUGCAUGCGAAGAAUCACACACAGUCUAGAUGUUAUUUCUCUCAUUUCCUUGAACAGUGCUUUUGAAAGGAAAAAAGGGAGUUAGGACCAAAACUUGUGGCUUACAGCAAAACAGUGUUACACCCAGGCAUUUCUAAUAGGAAAUACUGGUAUAGAAGUGUUCGUUUCCUGUUAUUGAAAUGGAUACUGAUGACAUUUUAUAGGAUGCCUUGUGUUUGCUUUUUCACGUCUUUGAGCUCAGUGCUGGUCUUAUUGCAAGUUAAAUAAAACCUGGUGAAAUUUCUCUGUAACACCAUGCUGAGUCCCUAAAGAGACAUAGUUCCAGUGACAGCCAUCCCUGGAAUUGCACCCUCUCUACAGGGGCAUGGUAUGGACCUUACAGCAUGAGCCUUCUUCACUGUAGUAAGAGCACGGGUGUAUUUUGCCAUUGACCUCGGUGGCACCCCACGUCCAUUCCGGGCAAUUGGAGAGUUGAGGCAGAAUUGUUUUUAGAGAAAGGAAGAAAAGAUAGCCAAGUAAAUUAGGUAUAAAGUUAGUCCAGAAAGUGUCUCCUCGAGCUAAGACAAUCCACAACCAGAGAAAAGCUACAGAGAGGUGCGUUUACCACACACAAGGUGCUGAUCAUGACCAGGACAGAAUGAAAUGGUUUCUUUAGUGGUAGCUUCAGCUUGAAGUUAUUUUUCUGGUUGCUGAUGGAAGAAAGUCAAAAUAGUAUUUGGGACUGGUAAUGUUGUUUGUAGAAAUAAAUGAACGGCACAGGAUGAAGAUCUUUUUCUGUUUAUAUAGACAGUGUGAUGUCAGUCCAGGCAACAGGAUUAGUGCUUUAUACAAGAUACCUUAGAAGAGGUCCAGCUGAAAGACCACCUUGGUGUACUGAGACCAAGGAGGUUAAGUCUUUAAGUGCCUUCCAACAUGCUUUGGGCAUCAGAAGCGGGACUACACGUGUGCCCAGCAAGGCCUAGGUAAAAUGGCCUUGUCAAAAGCGGACAGGACAGACUGCUUGAUUCCUGAGCCUUAUGAGAUGGUUAGCCCAUCUCACACUUAUGUAACUAGCUCUUGAAGGUGACUGUCUCCAGGAUCAUGGAUUUCUUCUGGCUGAUGCCUCUGUCCCAUCCAUAUGAACCUGAGCAGGCCUCUCCAUGCUAUCUCAGGAAAUGUGAAAGCUGAGCCCUGUGUCUCUCUACAUCGAUGGGGCUGAGCUUGGGUUCUGCUGCAUCAGUCAUCAAUACUGUUAUUCAGGUAUUCCUCACCAGCCCUCUUUGCAAAAGACUGAGGACAGCAUGCCCAUAGACCCCUUUGGAUUUUGUUGUUUUGUUUUUUCCCUCUGGAAAAAGACAAAAAGAGUAAUUUCAUGUUUUCAGGUCUGGGCUAAGCUGACAAAAAAAGAAAAAAAAAGUAGUGUCAACAGGGAGAUGCUCAGAGACUGUAAGUGGAUGGAUGGAAAGGCUUUUUUCAGCAAUGUCAUUGCACAGCUGUUCUGACAGAACCCUAGUUGCAGGGUGGGGUAGGGGUUCUCCUUCUGCAGGUGAAGAUGCAGAACUUUGGGGUCACAGACCACGAUCCAUGUGUCAGGACAUUCUGUUUAGAGAAGGUUAAAAACACUGACACCAAUUUUCAUCCACUAGAUCAACUUCGGAGCAAAUGAGAAUCAAACCUAGUGACUGCAGCGCAGGGAUUUCAGAGCCAUUGGUCUUUGGCAUAACCAUGGGCAGCUCAGUUCUCCUUGUGCCAUGGUGUCCCAGUGGAUAAAGAGCUAACCACAGUCCUUAACCUCUGUCUGUAAGGUGCUGUGCGAUCAGCUCAUACGAAGAGCUACAGAAGAGCUAGCACAAGAGUGAAGUCUGAAAAUUGUACUAAAGUACAUUAUGGGGCGUUGUCUUUCACAAGCGUCUAGGUCUCUCGAAGCUGUGGUGUAAAAAUGCUUCAUUAUUUUACUCACGGUGACAGACAGAUGCACAUUUCUAGUUCUCCCCAAACCCAUGGAGGAGCCAGCAAUGCUCCUGAGAGCAAGGCUACAUCCAACAACCAAAUUCUCUCACCUGGAGCUGCCACCUCUGGCCUGAAUGAAGUCCCCUGAUGCUCCUUUUUUUGUUGCAUGUACAUGUACAUAGCAAGGGGCAAUGCACGUUACCAUCCCAAAUGAGGGCCGUGGCUUUGUAAACGAUGAACGAGUCUAAUGAUUUCAGGGCCUUCUACCAAGAAAACAGUGGGCCUGUUGUUGAAAGUUUUCUUAUUUAGAAAGUGUUCAUCGCCAGAUAGCUUCAUGGGAAAGAGGUGCCUUUCAGUCUCCGUUGCUUGAUGCACUUAGUUCAGCUAAGCAGUUCUGGCUCUUGCUCUGUAACUCACUGAACUGUAACUUACAGCUCUGAAGCCAGUUUACAGCUUGCCUAGGUCUGACAGUUUGCCACUCUGACAAUUGAAGCAGGAGGAUUCCCAAAGGGAAUUAACAAAUCUUUGCAGCAAUUAGAGUCUGUCAGCUGAAAAAGGAAAGCUGGCACCACUCGAGAAAGAUGCCAUGAUGGCCAGUGUCACGGUAAAAAAAGAAAAAGAAGACUUGUUUCCAAGAGGAGUGGUAGGGGGCAUUUGUUGGGAGAUAUUUACUGAGCGAUGAAAUGAGCUUUAACUUCACAGAAAAUCAGAUGGAAGGGAGAGAAUAAGGCAGAGCACUGGAAACAUCAACACCACUGAUGAAUGGGAAUAAAAAAAGAUGAGAGCCAAGAAACUUCAGGGAGAAACAAAAAGGGAGGCUGGGGCGAGCUGAGGAUCUACAGCUUGGGCCUGGAUGGAAAAGCAGCAGGGGUUCCUGGCUGCAUGGUGAGGGAAUUAUUGCCCCUGCAGGUAUCUAAGCCAGGAUGCAGGCUGUUUGCCACAACACUGUGUGUCCCACUCCCAUGGCAGAAAUAAGGUCACACUUGGCUGCAGGCAGGAGAUCUUGGUUUGAAGUUCCUCCCCUGUCCCUGUUUUUCUCCCCUGUUGGCUUGUGGAUGUCCGUGUCAUCCCUAAAAGGGUACAGGGGAAAAUCCAGCCCUUUGAUGAAUGACAGCAGCAGCUGGUGGUUUGGUUUUAUUUUUAUUCCUCCUUAUUAGAUCAGAAAUAGAUAUUAAUCAGCAUGCCCUGGCUCAGAGGAGGACGGGCCUGGCACACUAGGGAAUUUUAAGACAUGUAUGAGAGAAUAAUGAGGGCAUAUCUGAACCUCCCGGCCCUUCCCAUGGAGCCCAGCAAAUUCUGGAAGAAGUGGCAACCCUCUUGCCAUCAGGGUGAUAAGCCAAGACAGGCUCAUGGAGCAGGUUAACGUGAACUGUUGUGCAGGCAGAAGGUCUGAUGAUGAUCUUGUCCAUGAAAUCCCUAACCACAGAUGUGAGAGCUGUUGCGUUCAAUAAAUCAAUAGGAAGGCCGUGCUGAACAAGCAGAUUUGUGUUUAACACUGGUUUUCUCAUGAGAUCUUUCUCCUAAAUUCAGCAGAGUUACAGUGCUUGUGAAUUUAAUCCUAAAAGGCAAAACAGAUGAUUUCUUUGAAUGCAUUUUUUGCUGUUUACUCUCAGACUUUUUAUUCUUUUUUUUUUUUUUUUUUUUUUUUUUCAUAAUGAUUGCAGCUCUUUGCUUCUGUAGAUUCUCUGACAUUCUCUAUACACAGGUGAAACCCAAUACACCUAAUUCUCUGUUGCUUAAAACUGGCAGAAGCUCCUCUGUAAUUAAGGGAGCUGAACCCAUUUGGUCCAAGGUUGGUCUCCUGUUUCAAAGAUUGAUUACUGUCAAUAAUUCUCAUGUGAUUGAUUAGUUAAGUGCAGAUUCAGUUUCCUGGCUGCAGACUUCGCGAGAAAAUCACAUUGAACCCAGCUAGAAGAUGAUCUCUUGCAUGAGUCUCUAAUAAUAAGUUAUAUACGGGAGAGAUUUUGUAUAGUUUUAAUGUUAAAGCUGAAAUACUUUCAUUUGUUGAAAUAACAUAAAACUUUUAAGAUUGGAAAUUAAACAAGGACAGUAGCAAAUUAUGGUUUCCCCUGCGUUUUCUAGUCCGAAAAAGCAUUUUCUUUAUCUUGCUUUCUCUUGCUUCAGUCUACUAACAGACACGCCCCAAGCCCAGCAGAUUUAUGGAACUAGAAAUAGCAUUUCUAUUUCUUCCAGUAUUUUUCCACCCUAAUCCUAACUAGUGCCAAGCAGAAUAGAGAUUUAUGGUUGGCUUGGUUUUUAGAGAAAAAUAUCACCAAAAGUCUCUGAACAUAAAAAGGAAGGUUCAGUUCCUUUUAAGUGACUUAUCUAAACUCAAGGCUGCUUUUGAUUCUAUCCAGGCUGGUUCUUCCAUCUCUGUUUGCAACUAACACAUGCCUCAGUUAUAUAUACGAAAUCAAGAUUAACUUGAGUUGCAUUUGAACAGUGGGGGUUGCUGCAGAACACAAUGACUCCCCUGGCAUGUGCAGUCAGGCUGAAACAUGUUGGUGGCUCUUGCUCAGGGUGGACCCAAACUAAGUCCUGGUUCCAAACCCCAAUUUUCUGAGAGAUGCACGUGCAGAGUCAAACUUAGGAAAUGUCUGUAAAUGAGCCAGAUGGAUCCCCAGCUGGGGUCCAGGCCCACUUCUAGAACUGACGAUUUUUACAUUUGGAGAAUCCCUGUGAAACAUUCAGUGUUUCUGUGUUUUCGUUUUUGCUUUGGGAAAUUCCAGCGUGUCUGCUUUUCUCCAUCUGCUUCCAACCAUUGCACAGCAGGUAUGGAUGGGUCCUUAAUUCACUUCCCUUUGCUGGUGGCAGUUGAAACGUGGUGAUGCUCCGUCUCCCUGUCAUGCUGACCACACAGUCACCGAUAGGUUGUAGAACAACACACGGCUUUAUUUUAUUUUAUUUUAUUUUAUUUUUUCUCUUUACAAUGGAAGAGCUUUUUCCAGAUUUAGUGUGAUGUCUAACAAUGUGUCUCCUUAAAAAGAAUGUCUAGGGAACUAAUUGCACUGUUAAUUGGUGUUAUAGAUAAGGUGAAGCAGAAGUAUUGAAUGUAAGAACAAGAAAGCCUGUGAGUUAUAAUUACAUGCUGAAUUCUGACAUAAAAUGUUGUUAGUUUGCUUCUUAUUUAAAUGAUGUGUGAUCCAAGCAGCUUUACCACCGUGGCAGUACUAGUACAGCUGUGAUUAUUGAUUUAAACACACCCAGGGUCUUUUAGAAAGAGGAAACCUGUGUAGCCAGAUCUGUUCUCUGAACUGAUAGCAAAUUCCCCUCCUUGAUAAUCUGUAUUUCAUGACGCUGUCUAAGCUAGAAGCACAGGAAAGGAGUAUCAGCUUGCUGACCUUGCUGUUACUGGCCUUUGCCUAUUUUCUUCAUCACAAAUAUAAUCACAAGCUAGGGUAAGUGGGUCUCAUCGCAUAAGCCCGAGCUCUUCACGCCACACUUCUCCCAAGAGCAUGCCCGGCCUUCACGCACGGCCCCGCGCUCUGCAGCUCUGGGGGAGCCGCCAACCUGCCCAGAAGUUGUGUUGAGGGAGGGAGAUAAGCAGCUGAACUGGAACCUGAUCGUGGAUUACUGUCUUAGGUCAUUCAUUGAGUUUGUAUGAGUUCAUCAUUAAUAACGAAGCUGCAAUAUAAUAUAACUGAGAGACCACAAUGUAUUUUCUAUUGUCAUUCAGUGGGUGGGGGUUGGAGGGGCAGCUGGGUUUAAAGUUUAGCUGGUAUACUUUAAACUCCGUGUACAUAACCUUGGAGGACACAUGGGUGGUAUGGGUUGAGUUGUUAUUUUGUUGGAUUGGUAAAUUUCCUUUUGGUUUUGUUUAAAUAGUAAGGUAUUUAAUUAAUGACAUUGUACAAAGAGCUAUUAAUUUAAAUGAUGCUUUUGUUCUCCUAAAACGGAUCUAUCUACACUUUCUUUUUGGCAAGCCUGCAGCAGUGCUAUACAUAGCAUUAUGUUGACUUUUGUACUUUGGGGGAGUGUGUGGAAGGGGAGGGGAAAUGCUUUUCUCUUCAGACAAAUAGUGUUGCCCAUAGUUAACUUUCUGCUUGGAUAUAUACCUUGAUUUCCCUUUACUCGGAAGUUUUAUGUGAAAUUGACUUAAAGGGACAGAACAAGCAGAGGUUAUGCCAAAAGAUCUCAACUGUAUCAUCUUGUAAUAUAUUGCAGCUUUAUGCCAAUGAUUCCUUGCUUACCUGUACACAGUCCAUGCAUGUUUUGAACUAAUUUUGCAUUCUCCAUUUGUGGUGAGUUACUUAGCAUUUUAACCACCUUUUGUGCCAUUCAACUUGUACAGAAAACAUUUUUAUUGACGUUUUAAAGGGAGGGGGAAGAAAAUAAAAAACCCUUCUGCUCCCUAGUUGUAGGUAGAACUCGAUUACUUAGCAAACAGAUGUAGAUGAGUGGUUGUAGUGUUAGAAAUGUUAGCUUGCUCGUGAACAAGCUUUUGAGAGUAAAUGCAUGGUCCUGUACCUCUCUUCUCUUAAUUAGCUUUUCCUUUCCUCCUGGAAAGAUUGUCUCCCCCUCUCUCUCUAUUAUUCUGUCUUUGUCUCUCUCGUGGUUGUAAAGUACAGAUUUGGGCAUAAAAGAAAUUGUAUACAAUGAGGUUUGAAAAGCAGUUCUCAACAGGUUCUCUUGGGGAACUUAUUUCUCACAGCACCCUGCCUUGGCACUUUGAUUAGACUCUAACUUUCAAGGUAAAACAGAUGGAGAACAGUCACCUGUUGCCUCUGCUUUAACUGGGAAACAAGUUAAAUCCUUGGAAGUUUGCGUCACUGGUAAAUGAUGAGAUCUUGCUGAUCCAUUGCAGCUGAGGCACGUGGCACGUGGUGUAUUGGCCGUGGCUUUUGCUCCUGGUUGUUUUAGAUGGGACUAGUCCCACGGCCCCUGAUUUGCGGAGUUUGCACACACUUUUUGAUUUUCCUGGUUACACAGCAGAAGGGGGUGGGGGAAGAUAUAUAGGAAUUAUGUUGUUAUGGGUUCUGCAGGCAGCUCCUUCUUCUACACUCCCAAGCCCUGGGUUGAGUAUGCAGGGCUUGUUAUUUAAUAGCUGUGGUUCUGUUGGCAACGGAGGACAGAAAACAGUCAAAGGCUUGGUAAAGACGUGGUCACUCACAAUGAUGUAAGAAAUGGACUUCAAAAAUCCCUCAAAACCCUGCCACAAAACCACAAAAUCUACCUAGAUCCACACAUCUAUUCCCCAUGCCUCUUCUCCUUUAGCAGAAUUUCCUUUUGUUAGAAGAUUUGACUUUCUAGAGAAAAAAAUCCAUUUUUGUGAGGUGUUGUGAACUGUUUUUAAUACUUGUAAUAACCAUCCCAGGUCUGAGUAUUCUUGUAACGCAAUGCCAUGCAGCAGAGAACCUGUCCACUUUAUAGCUUUGCUCUCAAUAUUUGUUACUCAUUGUUUUCUCAUCUAAAUGUACAUUUGCAAGAUGUGUGUAAUGUCAUUUUCAAAAAAUAAAAUUUGGUUUCAAUAUUUAGGCCGAUAAAA